Aureococcus anophagefferens is the source of this 1533-nucleotide messenger RNA. RefSeq lists its product as hypothetical. The record is from RefSeq and is a predicted model, not a curated record. Gene Ontology annotation, molecular function: ATP binding; nucleic acid binding; RNA helicase activity. Gene Ontology annotation, cellular component: nucleolus. Gene Ontology annotation, biological process: maturation of LSU-rRNA from tricistronic rRNA transcript (SSU-rRNA, 5.8S rRNA, LSU-rRNA). The transcript has a single exon. NCBI's taxonomy places the organism in Eukaryota, Pelagophyceae, Pelagomonadales, Pelagomonadaceae. The annotation marks the transcript as partial.
GAGGCGGCGCCCGCGCGGCCGUCGAACGCGACGUCGAUGUUCAGCGAGACGCGCUUCGACAGCCUCCCGCUGACGGACGGCACGCAGGCGGCGCUCAAGGCCAUGGGCCUCGAGAGACUGUCGAAGAUCCAGGACAAGGCCAUCCCGCCGCUCCUCGAGGGCCGGGACCUGCUCGGGAACGCGAAGACGGGCUCGGGGAAGACGCUCGCGUUCCUCAUCCCGCUCGUGGAGCUGCUGACGAAGGCGCGCUUCCAGCAGCGGAGCGGCCUGGGCGGCCUCGUGAUCUCGCCGACGCGGGAGCUGUCGCUGCAGAUCUACGGGGUCCUGCGGGAGCUGCUGAGCGUCGCGAAGCACGGCCACACGCACGGUCUGGUCAUCGGCGGCGCGAACCGCCGCGGCGAGGCGGAGCGCCUGGGCAAGGGCGUGUGCAUCCUCGUGGCGACGCCGGGGCGGCUGCUGGACCACCUGCAGAACACGUCCGGCUUCGUCUUCAAGAACCUGCUGAUGUUCGUCUGCGACGAGGCGGAUCGGAUCCUCGAGCAGGGCUUCGAGGACGACCUGCGGGGCAUCGUCCGCUGCCUGCCGGGCACGCGGCAGACGGCCUUGUUUUCGGCGACGCAGACGCGCAAGGUCGAGGACCUGGCGCGGCUGGCCAUCAAGAGCGAGCCCGUCUACGUCGGCGUCCACGACGCGGAGACGACGUCGACGGUCGCGGGCCUCGAGCAGGGCUACGUCGUCGUCGAGCCCGGCGACCGCUUCCGCCUCCUCUUCUCCUUCCUCAAGCGCCACGCGAAGAAGCACAAGGUCAUGGUCUUCUUCUCCUCCUGCAACGCCGUGAAGUUCUACGCGGAUCUGCUGAACUACGUCGACGUGCCCGUGCUCGACAUCCACGGCCGCCAGAAGCAGGCGAAGCGCACGGCGACCUUCUUCGAGUUCUGCCGCGCCACGUCCGGCGUGCUGCUGUGCACGGACGUCGCCGCGCGCGGGCUCGACAUCCCCAAGGUCCACUGGAUCGUGCAGUACGAUCCGCCGGACGACCCCCGCGAGUACAUCCACCGCGUCGGCCGCACGGCGCGCGGCGGCGAUGGCGACGGCAAGGCGCUCCUGUUCCUCAUUCCGUCCGAGCUCGGCUUCCUCAAGUUCCUCCGGGCGGCCAAGGUCGCGCUCCACGAGUACGAGUUCGCGGUCGGCAAGGUCGCGAACGUGCAGUCCGCGCUGACGAAGCUCGUCGAGAAGAACUACUACCUCCACAAGGCGGCCAAGGACGCCUACCGCUCCUACCUGCUGGCCUACGCGUCCCACGGCCACAAGGACGUCUUCAACGUCCACGCGCUCGACCUCGCCGCCGUCGCCGCGGCCUUCGGCUUCGCGGUGCCGCCGCGCGUCGACCUCAACCUCUCGGCGCGCGGCGACACCCAGGCCCGCCGCAAGCAGGGCCGCGGGCCCAAGGACCAGCGCCGCGCGUCCGGCCACGACUUCUCCGCGUCCAACCCCUACGGCAAGCGCGCCAAGGGCGACGCGCGCCAGUUCGCG